This is a messenger RNA of Lolium rigidum, 2470 nucleotides long. RefSeq names its product chaperone protein ClpB1-like. The transcript is spliced from 7 exons. Gene Ontology annotation, molecular function: ATP binding; ATP hydrolysis activity. Gene Ontology annotation, cellular component: cytoplasm. Gene Ontology annotation, biological process: cellular response to heat. NCBI's taxonomy places the organism in Eukaryota, Viridiplantae, Streptophyta, Magnoliopsida, Poales, Poaceae. Bases 113 to 2131 code for a protein of 672 amino acids. The record is from RefSeq and is a predicted model, not a curated record.
CAAGCUGCGCAGGGGCGCCGCGGGCAGGCGGCGGCGGGCAACUGGAGCAGCUACGGCCCAAGGCUCGGGGAAGUUGACGGCGCCCACGAGAACCUAGCCGCAACCAGCAGCGAUGACCUUCAGCACAUGGCUUGAUGGGGUCGUGGGAGGAGGGAUUACGGAUACCGCAACUCUUCGGGCCUACGAUCGAGGGUUGGAGACCUAUGUAACACACUCCUACCAACAACCAAACAAAUUGCUUGAUGAUUUUGCCGCCGUAGUCUGUACUGGAGCAGCUGCCGCUUUGUGUUGGGCGGCGUGGAGGUACCACAAAUACAGUAUAUCUCUGGGCAAGUAUGGCCGGGACAUGACGGCCUCGGCCGGCAAGGCCGACCCGGUGAUUGGCCGCGACGACGAGAUCAAUCGUGUUAUCUGCAUCCUCUGCCGCCGGACCAAGAACUGCGUUGCGCUAGUUGGUGCGGCAGGGGUCGGCAAGACAGCCAUUGCCGAGGGUCUCGCUCAGCGCAUCGCUGCUGGGACAGUCCCUGCCACACUCAUUGGAGCACGCGUCGUGGAAGUGGACCUCGGGGCCAUGGUGGCCGGGACUCUUUACUGCGGCAUGUUUGAGGAGCGCAUGAAGGAUGUGAUACGGCAGGCGGAGAAUGCAGACGGCAAGGUAAUUCUCUUCAUCGAUGAGAUGCACAUGCUUAUUGGCUCCGGUGGCAGCCUGGUCCACCAGAGGAGCACGGACGCUGCCAACAUGCUGAAGCCGGCAUUGGCCCGUGGUCGUAUCCGCUGCGUGGCCGCAACGACUUUUGAUGAGUACAGCAAGUACAUUGAGAACGACCCAGCAUUGGAGCGGCGAUUCCAAAAGGUGCACGUUGAGGAGCCAAGCAUGCAGGCAACCAUUGCCAUUCUGCAAGGGCUAAAGAAAAGGUAUGAGGAGCAUCAUGGCUUGGAAAUCCAGGAUGCUGCUCUUAUUGCUGCCGCACAGCUUGCUGCCCGAUAUAUCACAGGUCAUCAAUUUCCUGAUAAGGCAAUCGAUCUGAUCGAUGAAGCAUGUGCCACUGCAGCCAAAAGGAUGAUGCAAAUUGGCAAACAAGAAAAGGAAGUGAACACUGUGCUAACUGCCUCUCCAAAUGCAGUGAACGAAGCAAAUGUUGGACCGGAUGAAGUUGCACAAGUUGUGAGCCGAUGUACUGGAAUUCCUGUUGCCACACUUGAUCAAGGGGAGAAGGAUAAGUUGAUCCACCUAGCAGCCAGAUUGCAUGAGCGAGUUGUUGGCCAGGAUGAAGCGGUUAAUAAGGUUGUGCGGGCUGUGUUGCGUUCUAGGACUGGUCUUAAUCAUCCUGGCCAGCCAACAGGCUCGUUCCUCUUUUUGGGUUCUACUGGCGUUGGAAAGACAGAGCUUGCAAAAGCUCUUGCUGAACAGCUGUUUGACAGCGAGAAGAUGUUGGUUCGCAUUGACAUGUCUGAAUAUGUUGGGGCCGGAUCUGUCUGGCGUCUCAUUGGAGCACCUCCAGGCUCCUCUGAACAUCAAGAUGGUGGACAACUGACCGAGAAGGUGCGAAGGCGCCCAUAUAGUGUCAUCCUUUUUGAUGAGGUGGAGAAGGCAGAUCCCUCGGUGUUGAAUGUUUUUCUUCAGCUCCUUGAUGAUGGUAUGUUGACUGAUGGAAAAGGUCGGUUAGUAGAUUUCAAAAAUACAAUUAUCAUCAUGACCUCAAAUCUGGGGUCAGAGCACCUACUAGCAGGAUUGUCCGGAGAAAGCACAAUGGAAAGAGCAAGGGACCUUCUCAUGAAUCAGGUUCACAAACACUUCAAGCCCGAGCUUCUCAACAGACUGAGUGUGAUCGUUGUAUUUGAGCCGCUUUCACGAGACAGACUGAAAGAGAUCGUGGCAAUCCAGAUGAAGAAUGUCAUCGCCAGGGUAGCCACCAAGGGCAUCUCUCUAUGUGUAAGCGACGCCGCCCUGGAUGUCAUUUUGUCAGAAUCAUACAACCCGGUGUACGGUGCAAGGCCAAUAAGGAGGUGGGUGCAGGAGAAUGUGGUGACAACGAUCUCGGAGAUGUUGAUAAGAGGAGAAGCUGGUGCGGGCUCGACGAUCAACGUCAGUGCUACAGAUGAUAGGAAGGCGCUGAAAUGGAGGCGUUGAUGGAGAUGACGAUGGUGGCCAGCAUGCACAGCCUAGGGCCGGCGCCUGGUGAUGGUGGCGGCCCGCCUCCUUCACCUCUCCUUGCUUGGACGAUGAGGUAGUUUUGAAGAUGAAGCUAUGGAGAUCUUGAGGGAGAGGCCUCCCUCUAGCUGGGAGGGGAGAACCUUCGGCGGCUGCGUGGAGUUUUUGAUGAAUGAUGGGGGUUGCGAUGGAUGAGGCCAGCGGCUAGGAUUGGUGCUGAUUAUAUAGCCGGCCUCCUCGUGCCUCCUCCAUGUAUCCUUCUCUUCUCCUUCGAUUCAAGUGCUCUUGAUGGGUCGCAACCUCCCAAUGGCUUCCUUA